Messenger RNA from Coniophora puteana RWD-64-598 SS2, 513 nucleotides. RefSeq lists its product as uncharacterized. The record is from RefSeq and is a predicted model, not a curated record. The coding region runs from base 1 to 513 and encodes 170 amino acids. The transcript has 2 exons. Lineage: Eukaryota; Fungi; Basidiomycota; Agaricomycetes; Boletales; Coniophoraceae.
AUGCCCGCCGCACCCCCCGCCUCGCAAAAAGCAACCGACGCCGAACGCGCCGCGGCGCUCAAAAUGCUCUCGGACGUCGCGCGCGCGUUCGCGUGGCCCGUGCACCGCUGGCCGCUCGACAGACGCCCCGCGGAGCACGCGACGCGCGUGCACCUCCCGCGCGCGUACCUCGGCGGCGCGCCCGCGGGCGGCGGCUGCGACAGGGAGGAUGUGCGCGCGGUCAGGGCGGGGCAGGACGUGAACCAGGUGGUGCAUGCGUGGUAUAUGGAGUAUGUGGAGAGGGAGAGGGUCGGGGUGUGGACGAAUUAUGUGCAUGAGGACGGGACAAUUGCGAGGAGGCACGAGUACCUCGGCCCCGAUCCACGCGUCGCGGGGUACUUCUUUGAUGUGGACGGGGAGAUACACGUUCGGUGGUGGGACGGAUUCUUGAAGAACCAGUGGAUGGACGAUCAGAAGUGGACGCUCGAUGUCGUGCAGAACGCCAAGGGCGAGUGGGUCGUCAAGGAGUACUGA